CGGGAAUUCAAACUGACAGGUGGGAGCGUGGCCGUUGGUGCCGGAACGGGACCGGACCGGGACCGGACCGGGUCCCAGCCGCCAUGUCCUCCAGCGGCUGCACCUUCGCGGACCGGUGCGUGACCGUGCUGUGCUGCCGGUUCUGCCGGCAGGUGCUGAGCUGGCGGGGCAUGCAGGCCGUGCUGCUGGCCGACACCGACACCGACCUCUACUCCACCGACAUGCCGCCCUCGGGAACUGUCGAUUUCAUCGGGAGCUGCUACUUCACCGAGAUCUGCCAGUGCAAAGUGAAGAACAUCGCCUGCUUGAAGUGUGGGAAUGUUGUUGGCUACCACGUCAUCUGUCCCUGCAAGCCCUGCCUGCAGUCCUGCAACAACGGCCACCUCUGGAUGUUCCACAGCCAGGCCGUGUUUGGCAUCAACAGGCUGGACCCUUCUGGUGUGAAUGUAUUGCUGUGGGGCAACCUGCCAGCUCUGGAGGAAAGCACAGAAGAAGACACGUCCUGCGCCUCUGAGGAGGAGUUCAUCAGAUAAAUUCCACCUGCAGCAUCUUCCCUGCGCUGGUGGCCUGGCUGUUUGCUUUGGAUUUAUUUCAUUUCACCUGGUGGCUCAUCAGAGCUUAAACAGCAGGGAAAAAAACAACCAGGAAAUCUGGAAAAAAAAAGCCAAAAAAUGGAAUUUUUCUUGCUCUUUCCCUGGACUCUGCCUGAGCAGAUCCACUUGGAAAAGCCAACACAAAGUGCAUUUACUGAGCUCUAUUUUGCUUUUUAUUCUUAACCCUCUACAGCUCUGAUAAUCCUUCUUUUCUUCUUCCCCAGAGCACUUUUCACAGAGCAAAACCUCUCAGCUGCUCUCCGUUCAAAAGAAUGUUCAGGAAUAAUUAUUAUAAAUAAUUUUUAUAAAUAAUAUAAUAAAUAUUAUUCCUUAUUGAAGGAAUAAUCAGCCAGGUCUGGCAGAGCUCAGAACUCAAAGUUUUCUGCUCUGGCUCGGGGAUCUCCUGCUCUUUGCAGCUUCUCUGCACCUCAGGAUGCUCCUAAGUAUGCACUGGGAAGCCUCUUAGAGCAUCUCCAUCUUUAUUUGUCCAUACUUACAGGGUUUCAGCACCAAACUCUGCUUUUCUGGGCUAUUUUAAGAGGAUUUUGAUACUCAUGUGGGUGUCUUCUUAAAGUUCCCAUAUAAGGGUGGCUGAGAGUCAUAAGGAAAGUAGAAUAAAACCAUGGGUUUUUAUUAUUAUUAAUAAACCCAUGUUUUAUUAUUGUGGUUUAAACCACCCAGGACCAAUGGCAGCAACAUAAUAAUAAUAAUAAUAAUAAUAAUAAUAAUAAUAAUAAUAAUAAUAAUAAUAAACAGGGUUCUGUCUCCACAGAGAUCAAGUUCAUGGUUUUUCUCCCCAUUCAAACCUAAAUUCUGCAGUUUCUUACUAAAAUUUCAAGGCUGCACUGGAGUUUUUCUUCAGGGCAGCAAUAA
Molecule: messenger RNA, 1466 nt
Organism: Camarhynchus parvulus
Lineage: Eukaryota; Metazoa; Chordata; Aves; Passeriformes; Thraupidae
Gene: RUMY1
Product: family with sequence similarity 72 member A
Exons: 4
Coding region: 84-533 (149 amino acids)
Cellular component (GO): cytosol
Source: RefSeq, a predicted model, not a curated record